Molecule: messenger RNA, 234 nt
Organism: Soboliphyme baturini
Lineage: Eukaryota; Metazoa; Nematoda; Enoplea; Dioctophymatida; Soboliphymatidae
Source: the annotation of a GenBank genome assembly
AUGUGCUACGCAACGCUGCAAAUGUACAUUCACCAGUCAGGCGGAUUUGAUCUGUCGAGUUUCCGUAUGUCAAUUAAUCCUGUCAAUGCUCCUCCAUUUUACAUUCCAGGUCUGAAGGUCAGCCGAGGCGGGAUUCGCAGAGAACUGCAAGAGCCCUCGCUGUCGAAAUGGUUCAAGCCGCUUGCAGACGAAUCCCAUCACUUGAUUGACGUUGUAGGCGCUCCGUCUUCGUAG